UCUCUUUCUCCUCCUGUUUCCUGUAUCGUAUUUUUGUUUUUACAGAUCCUGAUUUCUUUAUUCCUCCACCUCGUUCUCGAUUGACAAUUGUCUCUUUGAUUCUUUGAAUUUUGAUUUCUGGAUCUGUAAGUGGCAAAGAUUGGUAUAUUACUCAGCGCAGGCGAGGGCGAGCACAAGUGUGAUAGUGUUAUUUUUUCAACAGUGUUUCUCUGAAAAUGGCUGACGGUGAGGACAUUCAACCCCUUGUAUGCGACAAUGGUACUGGAAUGGUCAAGGCUGGUUUUGCUGGAGAUGAUGCACCCAGGGCUGUGUUUCCAAGUAUCGUAGGCCGUCCUCGUCACACUGGAGUCAUGGUUGGGAUGGGACAGAAGGAUGCAUACGUUGGUGAUGAAGCUCAAUCCAAGCGUGGGAUUCUAACUCUCAAGUACCCUAUUGAGCACGGCAUUGUCAACAACUGGGAUGACAUGGAGAAAAUUUGGCAUCAUACUUUCUACAAUGAGCUCCGUGUUGCUCCUGAGGAGCAUCCUAUUCUACUCACUGAAGCACCUCUCAACCCAAAAGCUAACCGUGAGAAGAUGACUCAGAUCAUGUUCGAAACUUUCAAUGCUCCGGCUAUGUAUGUUGCCAUUCAAGCUGUCCUGUCACUUUACGCUAGUGGUCGUACUACCGGUAUUGUGCUUGACUCUGGAGAUGGUGUGAGCCACACGGUCCCUAUCUAUGAGGGUUACGCUCUUCCCCAUGCCAUCCUACGUCUUGAUCUCGCCGGUCGUGACCUCACAGAUGCUCUGAUGAAGAUCCUCACUGAGCGUGGUUACUCUUUCACCACAACAGCUGAGCGUGAAAUUGUCAGAGACAUUAAGGAGAAGCUCUGCUACAUUGCUUUGGACUAUGAGCAGGAGCUUGAGACUGCUAAUACCAGCUCCUCUGUGGAGAAGAACUACGAGUUACCUGAUGGCCAAGUGAUCACUAUUGGAUCUGAGCGGUUCCGUUGCCCUGAGGUUCUUUACCAGCCGUCUAUGAUUGGUAUGGAGAAUCCCGGUAUCCAUGAAACCACUUACAACUCCAUAAUGAAAUGUGAUGUGGAUAUUAGAAAGGACUUGUAUGGUAACAUUGUGCUAAGUGGUGGAACCACUAUGUUCCCUGGGAUUGCUGAUAGAAUGAGCAAGGAGAUUACUGCUUUGGCACCGAGCAGCAUGAAGAUCAAGGUUGUUGCACCGCCUGAGAGGAAAUACUCUGUCUGGAUUGGAGGAUCCAUCUUGGCUUCUCUCAGUACCUUCCAGCAGAUGUGGAUUGCAAAGGCGGAAUAUGAUGAGUCAGGCCCGUCCAUUGUUCACCGGAAAUGCUUUUGAGUUUGAGUCUAAGCCAUGGGGGUUUUCCAAUUCAUCCUUACUGGGUUUCAUCUUCGUUCUUUGUUGCUCUUUGUUCUUCUUCAAUAUUUUCAGAUUCUGGCCUAAGACAUUUUGGAGCACUUGCAUUAUCUUUUUGUAGUAUGGAUACUUUUUGCGUCUGUCAGUGAAUAAGAACACCUAUUUUCAUAAAA
Messenger RNA from Brassica oleracea var. oleracea, 1540 nucleotides. RefSeq names its product actin-1. NCBI's taxonomy places the organism in Eukaryota, Viridiplantae, Streptophyta, Magnoliopsida, Brassicales, Brassicaceae. The transcript has 5 exons. Gene Ontology annotation, cellular component: cytoplasm. Bases 216 to 1349 code for a protein of 377 amino acids. The record is from RefSeq and is a predicted model, not a curated record.